AGGGGUUAGUGAAAUUUGCGUACGGCGCUAAAGUGCGCUAGAUGCGCACAGCCUGUUUCGCAAAGCGAACGAAUUUAGCUUUCACAGAGACAGAGACAGAGACAGAGGGCGGCAGAGGCGCACUCCCCUCCCCCCCUCUCCAUCUCUUCCAUUCUUUCUUCUUCAGUGGUUGUUGUAUAUAUGAUUACAAUUCGACUUGUGUGACGCUUCGAAAACUGGUUCAUUUGUUGUAUGUAUUUUGUUGGUUUACUUCAUACGCAGCUCGACAGAUGCAGGGAAUGGAUUGAAGAGUGUUUUUGUCUUCUUGGAUUGCGUUCAAGUUUCCCGCUUUGUGUUGGGAUGAAAAUUUUCUCAAGAGUUUGCUUGUUUUUUAUGCAAUAAAGAUGAACACCAGGGUCCGGACAAAGCUGCAGAACAUGAAAGCUCCUAUGAAGCAUGAUAAGGAUAAGGUGGAAAUGCAGGGCACCAGAGGAAUGGAUGCCAAGAGAGCAACCGCAAAUAGACGAGGACCGAGCAGAGAUAGAAAAAUGGCCCUACAACAAGAUGUUGAUAAGCUAAAGAAGAAGCUUAGACACGAAGAGAAUGUCCACAGAGCUUUAGAGAGGGCCUUCAAUAGACCUUUGGGAGCUCUACCUCGCCUUCCUCCUUAUCUCCCUCCUUGUACAUUGGAGCUUCUUGCUGAAGUAGCUAUUCUGGAAGAGGAGGUUGUUCGCCUUGAGGAACAAGUUGUGCACUUUAGACAAGGUUUGUAUCAGGAAGCUGUUUACAUUUCAUCUUCCAAGAAGAACAUGGAGAGUUUGGCUGAUUUAUAUAAUCCUUAUCUGAUGAGAAACUCCAAAAAGGAUCAAACAAAGUUUUUAGUUCAAACUGUGGACAAUUCAGCCACAUCUGCAACCAGGGAUGCGCCUUCUCCACCUGCUGACAGGCGGGGAAAAGAGAAUCAGUCAUAUGCUAACUCUACAAAGAACAACAAGCGAGACCCAAAUUAUAAAGCCCAAAAAAUAUCAACUCCAGUGAAAAGACCUCCAAUAGAGCAUGGAUCAGCGGAGAAGCAUCUAGACUCUCAGAAAUUACAGCUAGAAAACAGAGUAGUAGACCAAGAAAAUGCAGAAACAAGAACUUCUCUCACUCCAGAUGAAAGACUAUCUGCAGAUGAUAAGCCAAAUAAAAUUUCUGAGGAUAUUUUGAGGUGCCUAUUUAGCAUUUUCUUAAGAAUGAGCACAUUGAAGAGCAGGGGUACAUCAGAAAAUUUACCUUCCCUCCCAUCAUUAGCUUCUCAUGGAAGUGGUGAAGAGACAGAGCUACAGGAUCCUUAUGGCAUUUGUUCAGAAUUUGGAAAGAGAGAUAUUGGUCCAUAUAAGCAUUUGUUUUCGAUUCAAGCUAGCUCAAUCAAUCUAAACCGGACGGCAAAUUCUUUGUUUCUUGUUCAUAGACUGAAGCGCCUCCUCGGGAAACUUGCCUCAGUUAACUUACAGGGCCUAACCCAUCAGGAGAAGCUUGCUUUCUGGAUCAACACCUAUAAUUCCUGCAUGAUGAAUGCAUUCCUGGAACAUGGAAUACCAGGGAAUCCAGAGAUGGUUGUUGAAUUGAUGAGGAAGGCAACAAUAAAUGUGGGGGGACACUUGCUAAACGCAAUAACUAUUGAACAUUUCAUCCUGAGGCUGCCUUAUCACAUAAAAUAUACCUUUCCGAAGGGUGCGAAAAACGAUGAGAUGACAGCAAGAAGCAUCUAUGGGUUGGAGUUAUCUGAACCAUUAGUGACAUUUGCACUCUCCUGUGGAAGCUGGUCCUCCCCUGCUGUGAGAGUGUAUACUGCAUCUCAGGUUGAGAAUGAACUGGAAGUUGCAAAAAGAGAGUACUUACAGGCUGCUGUGGGAAUCUCAACAACCAAGUUGUUUGCAAUCCCAAAGCUGUUGGAUUGGUAUCUACUUGACUUUGCAAAGGACUUUGAAUCAUUUCUUGAUUGGAUUUGCCUUCAGCUACCAAGUGAACUUGGCAAAGAAGCAAUCAAGUGCCUGGAAAGAGGAAACAGCGAGCCUCUUUCACAAUUUGUCCAAGUUAUCCCAUAUGAGUUCAGUUUCAGGUAUCUGCUGCACAUAAAAUAAAUUUUGCUUCAUUUAUCUUUGUCCAUUUCUAGGGCUCUGCGCUUAAUGGGAUUUGUACACACCUAUAGAAUACAGAGUAGAAGUGAAAGUAUAGUCUGUUCUCCAUUGUAAGUAGUUAUGUGAGAGGAGAUUUUUCUUCCACAAGGGGCUUCUGGUGUCACUGUCUAGGAGUUUUACAUGAAAGAGGCGAUUUCUCAAGCAUAAUUUCUCAUUAUUUUCCAUUCUUUGUAAAGCUCAAUACAAGUGGUCCUAAAUUCUUAUAUGAAAUUUGCUGACUAACAGAAGCAAAGUUGGAUUA
Messenger RNA from Vitis riparia (riverbank grape), 2403 nucleotides. RefSeq lists its product as uncharacterized. The record is from RefSeq and is a predicted model, not a curated record. The coding region runs from base 384 to 2105 and encodes 573 amino acids. Lineage: Eukaryota; Viridiplantae; Streptophyta; Magnoliopsida; Vitales; Vitaceae. The transcript has 12 exons.